Messenger RNA from Vicia villosa (hairy vetch), 1906 nucleotides. RefSeq lists its product as uncharacterized. The record is from RefSeq and is a predicted model, not a curated record. The transcript has 2 exons. The coding region runs from base 51 to 1652 and encodes 533 amino acids. Lineage: Eukaryota; Viridiplantae; Streptophyta; Magnoliopsida; Fabales; Fabaceae.
UCUCAUCCUAAAAUAUUCUAGUACCAAGCUGCCAAUACUUUUACAAAAGCAUGUCUAUUCCACCAGAGUCUCCAUGCAGAGGGUGUGCAUCAAGCUUUAAUCAACCUGUAACACAACAAAACAUACAAGAAGCUCAAAAUAUGAUUGACACUGUUCAAACUGUUAAUUGUUUUAGAAGAAACCCUCCUUUAGCAAACAUAGUAUACAGGCCUGGUGUUCUAGACUGUGAUGUCACCCGCCACUUGUUCCGUUGGGACAGGAGACCUUAUCAGGAGGUCUUUCCAAAUGGCUUCCGAGCUGUUCCUGUACCAGGCACUCCAAUUGACACUCUAUAUGAUUUGUAUGACUAUGUUAAUGAUGCUGGUGCACCUCUUAAUACAAAUAGGCCUAGAAGACAUGUCUAUCUUAGCACCACUCUCAGUACGGAUUGGCGUCCAGAGCCUGAUGUAGAAACACUUCCAGGUGGAGGACAGAUCCAAGCUUACCGCUAUGAGAUCUAUGCACCUGGUGGGAUUUGGGUUGCUGCUACACUUACAAAUUACCAAUACCCUUCUCAAGCUGAAGUCUGCUUUGUUGACGGAAUUGCACGUCAAUACAUUCGAUCUGCUCAGUUAUUCACCAUCACACGCCCUCAGUAUAACCCAGCAACACAGCGAGUUCCGCAUCCGAGGUGUCAAAGAGCUGACAACAGUCUGAUAAUAAAUAGGCAUUUCAAUCCAUUGUCUGAUCCCACUACAGACCUACUCUUAAUUCAGAUGCCUGUGUAUUACUACUAUGAUCAAGAUCGUGUCCGAAGAGUACUCAGACAUGAAACCUAUCCACCCCUUCCACCACCAGGUGAAAGACAAAAGAGGCAAGUCUCAAAUACUGACUCUGAGGCUGCCCUUAAGUGGUAUGGCACUGAUGUAACAAAUGCACUUAGCUAUAUAGAUGCUGCAUUUCGUUCAUCAUACACAAACGAAGCUUACAUAUUCAUAAAAAAUGAGUAUGUGCUUUUGAAUUAUGCUCCCCACUCAACAGGCGACAAAAUAUUGAAUGGCCCCCUUCUUAUUUGUGAUGGGUUUCCUUCUCUCAUUGGGACUGCUUUUGGAGAAUAUGGAAUAGAUUCUGCCUUUGAUACAGAUGAUAAUAAGGCAUUUAUCUUCUCUACAAACCUUUGUGCCUACAUGGAUUACGCUCCAAGAACUACCGAUGACAAAAUACUAUCAGGUCCCAUGAAAAUAAGUGACAUGUUUCCCUUUUUCAAGAAUACAGUGUUUGAAAGCGGCAUAGAUACUGCAUUUAGGUCAAGUAUUGGCAAGGAAGUUUACUUAUUCAGAGGCGAUAAAUACGCUCUUAUAAACUAUGAUUCCAAGAAUCUUAUUAACAACAUCCAAAAGAUAACUGAUGGGUUUCCUAGUUUGAUAGGUACGGUCUUUGCAAGUGGAAUUGAUGCAUCUUUUGCUUCUCAUAAGUAUAAUGAGGCUUACAUUUUCAAAGGAGAGUUAUAUGCACUCAUCAACUUCGCACCACACACAACUGAUGACUACUUGGUUGAUGGUAGAGUCAAGCCAAUCCUUCCCAAUUGGCCAUCUCUUCGUAGCAUAUUGCCUCACAAUAAUGCUGGCCUUGAUGAUCACCAUCAUCAGGAUGAGGAUCAUGACGAUGUUUAAAAUGAUAAUGACAAUAUCAUGGUGUGAUUUGAAUAAAGAUUUCGGUUGUUGAAGUUUAUUUACUUUCCUCUCCUUGAAAUAAGUGUGUGGUUCUUUGUUUUCUAUUUCUUUGAUGUAAUGUUUUUUUUAUAAGCUUUCUUGAUGUAAUGUGUGGCUAUGCGAUGGCUUUCUUCAUGUAAUAUAUCCAUAUUUUCUUUUAAGGAUUUUGAGACAGAUUUGAUAGAUAUCACAUUUAAAUAGGGGUGUGAGUUGGA